Molecule: messenger RNA, 1438 nt
Organism: Myxozyma melibiosi
Lineage: Eukaryota; Fungi; Ascomycota; Lipomycetes; Lipomycetales; Lipomycetaceae
Exons: 3
Coding region: 434-1357 (307 amino acids)
Biological process (GO): positive regulation of mating-type specific transcription, DNA-templated
Cellular component (GO): nucleus
Molecular function (GO): DNA binding, bending
Source: RefSeq, a predicted model, not a curated record
CAUAUAAGUACUGACAGCUCAGACACUGGGCACAAUAGCCAAUUAUAAUCUGCGCCAUCGCUUGAAAAUAUUGAUCCGGUACAACCAUCUGUGUGAUCUAUUAGUUUUCCGUCAUCUUCCGCAAGCCAAGUGUAAAGCGGGCAAUCUGCUGAAAAUGCGCCUCGACGCCUUCAGCUCCUUUCACUGGCUUUCUCGCUCUUGUAUAGCACCAAUCAGAUAUUAAGCACUUUUGUAGAGUUAUUGCUGCGCCGCAUAUGGGCCCUGAUGCUACAAACCUGAUAAAUCUCCACUAUGGCGGUACGCGAGCCCUAGCUCUCGCUACAGCGUAUACGAAUGUAACCGAUAUCUGCCUGCCUCAAAUGACGAAUUGAGUUUAAUCCCGUUUUCAUUCUGCGUACCCCACAUAUCGAGCUAGUUUGGUUAAUCUGUUAGUAUGAUUCCCAUAGUCUAUAUAAUGAAUAAGGUAACCCCGAAGAAAAGGCGUUCUUUGCCAAAGAACCACAAGACAUUAAAGUCGCGUGUUCUCAGCAGAUUCGGUAAAGAUCCCGCUUUAAAGCCAUUUUGCAGCGUAAUGAGAUUUGAGUAUGAUCACGCAAAAUCAAAAUAUCAGACUUCUACGGACAGAGAUACCGUUCAUCUUUCAGUUAUUGGAUUUGACAGUACGAGCGGGAUUGAAGUUUGCGCAUCAGUUCCAACUCUGAAGGCAAAGGGUCACGGUUUACGAAUAGGAAGAAAUGCUGCAUCCAAAAGUUGUGCACCAGUGGCAAAAAACAUCAACGGAUUUAUUGGUUUUAGGACUUUUUACAGCAGGAUGUUUCUUAACCUCCAUCAACAACGGCUAUCUUCGGUUCUAGCCAAAGUGUGGGCGACUUACGAAAACAAGGACUUCUGGAACAAGUAUGCAGCGUUGUAUGGAUCUGAGCCGCGAAAAGAGUCAUUUACAGAGUGGCUAUUAGGGCGUGCUCUUCCUCCAACAGUGCCACCAAAUAGUGAUUUUUUCAACCUAUUACUGUCCUGCACCUCACCUCCUUCAAAGAGAGAGACGAAGAGUUUGGAUGUCGAUCUCGGCUUCCAGCAGACAAUAGACAUCAUGGACGAAGCAUGCGAUGACAACUUCUCGAUUCCCUCAGAGUUGGAACUGAUGUAUAUGCAAAUGAUUGGAUCAGGCAAUUUCUUUGUGAGCAGCGUUGAAGAACCUCUGCCAGUAUUUGAUGGCAAUUUCUAUGAAGAUUUUGAAGGACUGGAAGGCGUCCGGCAGUGUGCUCCUACGUAUAGGCCUCCGGCAGCAAACACAGCAAGCAUUGACAACAACUCUUUGGAGGGAGCAGUUGGCUCAUAUCCAUUUCAUAUAUAUUAGUUGUGCAGAACGUUUGGAUCAGGUUGAGAGGAGUGAUGUAUCAUAGUGGGAUCACGAAAAUGGCAUAUGAGAAUUACCUUU